Phanerochaete carnosa HHB-10118-sp is the source of this 468-nucleotide messenger RNA. RefSeq lists its product as uncharacterized. NCBI's taxonomy places the organism in Eukaryota, Fungi, Basidiomycota, Agaricomycetes, Polyporales, Phanerochaetaceae. The coding region runs from base 1 to 468 and encodes 155 amino acids. The transcript has a single exon. The record is from RefSeq and is a predicted model, not a curated record. Gene Ontology annotation, molecular function: nucleic acid binding.
AUGUGCAGCUACGUCAAUCACAUUCUCGUUCCUUACCUCAAUCGCAUGAAGGAAGAGCUCGGACUUUCACCAGACCACGAGUGUAUCCUGGAGCUUGACGUUUGGUCAGUGCACCGGAGCAAGCAGUUUCGUACAUGGAUGAAGACUACUCAUCCUUGGAUCAUCCUCGACUUCGUUCCUGGUGGCUGUACUGAAAUUUGGCAACCAUGCGACGUUGGUAUACAGCGCCUGAUGAAGCUCUCGAUCCGGCAUGCGCAGCACGAAGACCUUGUUGCAGAAGUCCAGCACAAGCUGCGCACUGGCGUCUCCCCAGCAGAUCUGCACAUUGAUGACACCCUCGGUACGCUGCGCAACCGCAGUGUUCAGUGGCUCGUCAAUGCUUAUCACACAAUAAAUGACAAAGUUAUUGUAGAGAAGGUGCGCUCUUUCCCCUCCGCAUUUAGGCUUGGCUCACAAGUUGUCCUGUAG